AUGCACGUUCUUCCAGUUAUUGGUGUUCUACUUGCUGGUCUUCCAGCGGCCGUAAGGACUCAAGCCAUUGUAUCCUCACCAGGCGACCAUGCUAUCAUCCCAGGAUGGCGUCUUCAGUCGUCUCUCCGCACCUCAAGCGACAUCCCCUCUAUCUCCAAACCGGGGGCCAAUGUUUCCUCCUGGUAUCGCAUCGGAUCGCGUGCGACUGUCAUGGCAGGCCUGAUCGAGAAUGGAGUUUUCAAUGAAACGGACUUGUUCUACUCGGACAAUCUGGAUAAAGUUGAUCAGACCAUGUUCAAGUCUGCGUGGCUGUACAGGGAGGAGUUCACCAUCAACUCCAAACAAACGAAGAGCCAACAUUUCUUCCUUGACACGCAUGGAAUCACAUCCAAGGCAAAUAUCUUCCUCAAUGGACAACGUAUCGCAGCCCCAGAUUACCAGGAUGGAUCGUACACCGGCCAUCGGUACGAUCUGACUCCUCAUGUAAAUUCUGGAAGUAACUGUCUUCUCAUCCAAGCCCAUCCAACCAACUAUCUUCGUGAUCUUGCCGUGGGCUGGGCAGAUUGGAACCCAUUUCCCCCUGAUAAUGGAACGGGCGUUUGGCGCGAUGUGGAGAUAUCGCAAACUGGCUCUGUUACUGUUUCUGCUCCAAGAGUUAUUACGGAUUUUAGUGGCAACGCAGAUCGGGUUUCUGUCACUAUUGAUGUUGAUAUCGCUAACUAUGACGGAAAGAAAGUGGAUGGUACCUUGGAUGGAAUUAUUCAGUCGGACGAUGGGUCGCAGAAACUUCCCCUGCGACAUGACUUCCAACUGAAGGCCCAUGAGAAGAGAACUGUUUCUUUCGGAACGACGAUCAAUAAUGCCCGCAUUUGGUGGCCUGCACUAUGGGGGAAGCAACCCCUCUAUACAGUCCAGGUCAAUGCCUCUGUUGGACAUGGUGUCUCUGAUAUUGGAAAGCGAACGCGCUUUGGCAUCCGGCAGAUCAGGUCGAUGCUUAAUUCCUUCAACGAUACUUCAUUCAGUAUUAAUCGUCAGCCAUUCCUUGUGCUCGGGGCGGGAUAUUCACCUGAUAUUUUCCUCCGCUUUGAUGUCAACCGUGUUCGGAAGAUUUUCCAGUAUAUCCUGGACAUGGGAAUGAACACUGUCCGUUUGGAGGGAAAGAUGGAACAUCCCGAAUUUCACGAUUUGGCAGAUGAGAUGGGGCUAAUGGUAAUGGCUGGUUGGGAAUGCUGUGAUAAAUGGGAGGGGUGGACUUAUAACGACGACGUCGCCGCCGACAAAUGGAACGACCACGACUACACCAUCGCCAACUACUCCAUGCUCCACGAAGCAGGCAUGCUACAGCCCCAUCCCAGUCUUCUCGCCUUCCUCGUCGGAUCCGACUACUGGCCCGAUGGCCGUGCUACGAAAAUCUACGUCGACGCAUUCAAGGCGAUGAACUGGCAAAACCCCAUUAUCGCAUCUGCUAGUAAGCGUGGCUAUGCGAAACCGCUCGAUCCAUCGGGAAUGAAGAUGGAGGGACCGUACGAUUGGGUCCCCCCGAAUUAUUGGUAUGGAGAUCAAUAUGGAGCAGCAUUCGGCUUUGGGUCCGAACAAGGUGCUGGUGUUGGUACGCCUGAGAGGGAGAGCUUAGGGAUGUUCAUGACCAAGGAUGGGAUGGAGAGUUUAUGGACCAAGCCCAAGCAGGGACAGUAUCACAUGUCGCAGAAUUAUUCCCAUUUCCACAAUCGGUCCAUCUACAAUGAUGCUUUGUUCAACCGGUACGGAGAGCCGAGCAGUCUGGAUGACUAUCUCCGCAAAGCCCAGAUACUAGACUAUGAAUCCACAAGAGCCGAAUUCGAAGCCUUCUCCAUCCGUCGGGAUGCCCCUCGACCUGCGACGGGUGUUAUAUACUGGAUGUUGAACAGUGCGUGGCCUAACCUACACUGGCAGUUGUUCGAUUAUUAUCUUCGCCCAAUCGGUGCGUAUUUUGGGGCCAAGAUCGCGAAUCGUCCGGAGCAUCUUGCCUAUGGCUAUGGUGACAAGGCAGUUUAUGUGAUUAAUCAUUCUUUGUUGGGUCAGAAAAGAGUCGUUUCUGUGGACUUGAUUGAUGGGGGUGGGAAGACACUUGGACACUGGAAUGCUGUUAUCCAGACUAUUCCCAACUCGUCGAACAAGGUGAUGAACGUACCUGGCAUUGACAGGAUCCGGGAUGUUGCCUUUCUCCGUCUUGUUCUCCAGGAUCCUCGCACUGGUGACAUCCUCAGUCGGAAUGUCUAUUGGCUCUCUCCCACACAAGAUGUGCUGGACUGGGACAGAUCGACUUGGAUUACCACUCCUGUUUCAUCUUAUUCGGAUUAUAGCGCACUGAGCAAGUUAUCUCCUUCCUCGGUCAAAGCGACUGUCAAAACACCAGGCACUGGCAAAAAGUCGUCGAAACAAGCACAGAUCCUACUGACAAAUAAGUCCAAUUUCCCAGCGUUCUUCGUCAAAUUGACUCUUCGUGACCCGAGAACCGGAAAGGAGAUUUCUCCUGUCUUCUGGUCGGACAAUUAUGUGACGCUAUUCGGGUCGGAAAGCAUGACUGUCGCGGUGGAGUACGACGUGUCUAACAAUCUCGUUCCUCUGACCGUCAUUAAAGGCGCUGGCCACGAGUUCAUCCCGCUUCCCCAGGGCGAGAACGCUACUACCGCCGACUUCCACUCCAUCCGCACCCGGACGACUGAUUCCCCCUCGUACUUUACUUCCGGGUUCUAUAAGAUUGAGGCUGGCCCGCAAAGACCCGCACACUACACUUUCGAGGAGACCAAGUAUGUCCUGAAUGGUCAGAUCGAUAUUCUGGUAUGUUGUCUGAUCCCGUGA
Molecule: messenger RNA, 2841 nt
Organism: Aspergillus wentii DTO 134E9
Lineage: Eukaryota; Fungi; Ascomycota; Eurotiomycetes; Eurotiales; Aspergillaceae
Product: putative glycosyl hydrolase
Exons: 3
Coding region: 1-2841 (946 amino acids)
Biological process (GO): carbohydrate metabolic process
Molecular function (GO): hydrolase activity, hydrolyzing O-glycosyl compounds
Source: RefSeq, a predicted model, not a curated record